GUGUGUGUGAGUGUGUGCUUUAAGGAAGUGAUUAGUUUGUAUGAAACCACGAGCCCAAAGGCGUUUACAGCCACAUAUCAGUAUUGACCCGGGUCUGUUUAGCAGACAGUAUCUUCGAUGACAUUCAUCUGCAUCAUUAGCUAAGUUAAUUAGCCAGCUACUUGUGAUAAAACCACGUCGUCAUCAUCUCUCUGUGGACAAUGAAGAAGCUUGCUCUGCUGCUGAUUGUGCUGCUCGGCGUUGCACAUUUUGCAACUCUCUGCACAUGUGAAGAUGAUGUUGCAGAGAAGGAGGAUGCUGAUGAAGAGGACAGUGAAGAGGAGGAGGAGGAAGAUGAAGAUGAUGGCACAGAGGUGAAAGAAGAGAACGGAGUGCUGGUUUUCACCAACAACAACUAUGACCCUUUCAUGGCAGGCAAAGACACAGUUCUGGUUGAGUUUUAUGCCCCAUGGUGUGGGCACUGCAAACAGUUUGCCCCAGAGUAUGAAAAAAUCGCUCAGGCUCUUAAGGAGAACGACCCUCCUAUACCUGUGGCCAAAGUGGAUGCAACGGUAGCCGGUGAUUUAGCGAGCAGGUUCGAAGUAUCAGGCUAUCCCACCAUCAAGAUCAUGAAAAAUGGGGAAGCUUUGGACUAUGACGGAGAAAGAACUGAGAAGGCUAUUGUGGCCCGGGUGAAAGAGGUGGCUCAACCAGAUUGGAAGCCCCCUCCUGAGGCGACGCUGGUGCUGACCAAGGACAACUUUGAUGAGAUCGUUAACAACGCAGACAUCAUCCUGGUGGAGUUCUACGCUCCAUGGUGCGGACACUGUAAGAGUUUGGCUCCAGAGUACGAGAAGGCCGCCAAGGAGUUGAGCCAGCGCUCUCCUCCCAUUCCUCUGGCCAAGGUGGACGCCACUGUUGAGAAUGACAUAGCCACACGUUUUGAAGUUACAGGCUAUCCCACCAUCAAAAUCUUCAGGAGAGGCAAGAUGUUUGACUACAACGGACCCAGAGAGCAGCGUGGCAUCGUUGACUACAUGGGUGAGCAGGCAGGGCCUCCCUCCAAGCAGGUCCAGGCAGUUAAACAGGUGCAGGAGCUCAUCAAGGAUGGUGACGAUGCGGUCAUAGUUGGCGUGUUCUCCAGUGAACAGGAUUCAGCCUAUGAGAUCUACAUUGAGGCCUGUUAUGCACUGAGGGAAGACUUCACCUUCCGUCACUCCUUCAGCUCUGAAGUGACCAAACUGCUCAAAGCUUCGCCCGGUCAGAUUGUCAUCGUUCAGCCUGAAAAGUUCCGCUCAAAGUACGAGUCAGCGUCAAACACACUUGCAGUAACGGACUCUACAUUGGUGUCAGAAGUGCAGGAGUUCUUCAAAAAGCAUGUGACUCCUCUGGUGGGCCACAGAAAACCAAGCAAUGAUGCCAAGCGCUACACCAAAAGACCCCUGGUGGUUGUGUACUAUGGAGUUGACUUCAGUUUUGACUACAGGAAAGCUACGCAGUUCUGGAGAUCCAAGGUGCUUGAGGUGGCCAUGGACUUCCCAGAGUACAUGUUUGCCAUCGGUGAUGAAGAGGACUAUGCAGAUGAGCUGAAGAGCCUGGGCCUGAGCGAUAGCGGAGAGGAAGUGAAUGUGGGAAUUCUGGCAGAUGGCGGCAAAAAGUUUGCCAUGGAGCCGGACGAGUUUGACGCUGAUGUGCUGAGAGACUUUGUUAUGGCUUUUAAGAAAGGAAAGCUCAAACCCAUUAUCAAGUCCCAGCCAGUGCCAAAGAACAACAAAGGACCAGUUACGAUUGUGGUAGGAAAGACCUUUGACGAGAUCGUCAUGGAUACCCAGAAGGAUGUCCUGAUUGAGUUUUAUGCUCCCUGGUGCGGCCACUGUAAGAAACUGGAGCCUGAUUACUUGGCUCUGGGCAAGAAGUACAAGGGUGAGAAGAACCUGGUGAUCGCCAAGAUGGACGGCUCUGCCAACGACGUGCCAAAUGAGAACUACAAAACAGAAGGCUUCCCAACGAUAUACUUUGCUCCAAGCAACAGCAAGCAGAGCCCCAUCAAAUUUGAAGGUGGUGACAGAACAGUAGAGGGCUUCAGCAAGUUCGUGGAAAAGCAUGCCACAAAGCUAUCACAGAAUAGAGACGAACUUUGAAAAUGUCUCUCGACGAGCAACUAAGAACUCUUAACGGAGCUCGGGAGUGUUAGGAGGCCUCUGUGAAGGUGAAGGGAACGCAGUGGUGUUUAACGGUGUUACUGAUUUUGCUGUGAUGAUUACAAUGUUCAAUCAUCUUUUUUUAGUUUCUGUUCAUUCCAAGAGAUUCAGCUUUCUUCCGUUUCUAAAAAGCAUGUACGCACUGUUGAAGAGUUCAGUCUUUUUAAAUAAAACUAAAAAAAUGAUGGCAGCUUUGUGGGCCAGCACUCAAA
Messenger RNA from Sebastes umbrosus (honeycomb rockfish), 2392 nucleotides. It is a transcript of the gene pdia4, whose product is annotated as protein disulfide isomerase family A, member 4. Gene Ontology annotation, biological process: response to endoplasmic reticulum stress; protein folding. Lineage: Eukaryota; Metazoa; Chordata; Actinopteri; Perciformes; Sebastidae. The transcript is spliced from 10 exons. Gene Ontology annotation, cellular component: endoplasmic reticulum lumen; endoplasmic reticulum; cell surface. Gene Ontology annotation, molecular function: protein disulfide isomerase activity. The coding region runs from base 201 to 2120 and encodes 639 amino acids. The record is from RefSeq and is a predicted model, not a curated record.